This is a messenger RNA of Pogona vitticeps (central bearded dragon), 4065 nucleotides long. RefSeq names its product NGFI-A binding protein 2 (gene NAB2). Lineage: Eukaryota; Metazoa; Chordata; Lepidosauria; Squamata; Agamidae. Gene Ontology annotation, molecular function: transcription coregulator activity; transcription factor binding. Gene Ontology annotation, cellular component: nucleus. The record is from RefSeq and is a predicted model, not a curated record. Gene Ontology annotation, biological process: negative regulation of DNA-templated transcription.
UCCGAGGCAGGCGCUGCUGCCGGCCGCCCCCGAAACCUCCCACGCGCGGCAGCAGCUCGGAGCCGCCGCCGCUGUUCCAUUGUAAAUCCGGCGGCGUGGGAGGCAAUUCCGUGCCAAAGGCUGAGCGCUGAGGCGCGCAGAGAGAUUGAGAGAGAGAGAGAAGGAGGGAGCGGAGAGGAGGAGGAGGAGGAAGUGGAGGGAGCGGGGGAGCAGAGCGAGCGAGGGAGGGAAGCGCUGACGGACGGCCAGAGGCAGAGAGGGACCCUCGAGCCGGACCAAGGCGCCAUCGGAUGCCCUGCGCUUUCCCGCGCCGCCUUGCUCGCUCUCAGCCGAGAGGUCCCAGAAAGAAGGCGCCGCCGCCGCCGCCGCCGCCCGGGAGCCUGGGAAGGCCUUGGGUCCAUGCCCCACGAUCACACCCACCGGCCGCUGAAGGACUCCAAGGACGCCGGGAGUUUGCCGCGGAAAGCGAGUUGCUGGCUAUGGCCUUGUCCCUGCCCCGCACCCUGGGCGAACUCCAGCUCUAUCGGGUCCUGCAGAGAGCCAACCUGCUCUCCUACUAUGAGACCUUCAUCCAGCAGGGCGGCGAUGAUGUGCAGCAGCUGUGUGAGGCUGGUGAGGAGGAGUUCCUGGAGAUCAUGGCUCUAGUCGGCAUGGCAACCAAGCCGCUCCAUGUCCGGCGUCUUCAGAAGGCCCUGCGGGAGUGGGCCACCAAUCCUGGACUCUUCAACCAGCAGGUGCCAUCCGUCCCUGUAAGCAGCAUCCCCCUCUUCAAGAUCUCUGAGUCCGGAGGUCGCAAAGCACUUACCAAUGGGCACACAAGCCCAGGAGAGACCCCUGGCAAAGCCAGCGGGACCUCCCCGGCCAAGAGCCCCUCGGAGCCGAGAGAGAAGCUGUCCCCCUUGCCAGCCAUUCAGUGGGGCAACCCGGAGUCAGAAGAGGAAGGGGGAUCGUCCUCGCCCACGGAGCACCCCUCGUCUGCAGAGCAGCUGGAUCCAGAGCUGGUCCAGGCAGUGUCCGAAAACGUCGACCGUCUUCUGCGCAGCUGCCCUCGGGGUGGUGAGACAGAGCUGAGGACCCUCAUGAAGCUGAAUAAGAAGCUGGCAAAAACCGUGGGGCAUAUCUUCCGGAUGGACAACGCAGACCCUCGUAAAGAGGAAGAGAUCCGGCGUCACAGUGCCAUCUAUGGGCGGGGUGAGGCCCGGCGAUUGGAGGGCAAGCAGCUUACACUGCAUGAGCUCACCAUCAAUGAAGCUGCUGCCCAGUUCUGCCUACGGGACAAUUCGCUGCUGCUCCGUCGGGUGGAACUCUUCUCGCUAUCACGUCAGGUGGCCCGGGAGAGCAGCUACCUCUCGUCGCUUAAGGGAUCCCGGUUGCAUCCGGAGGAGGGUGGAGCUGUGCAAGCCAAGCGACUCAAGCAGGAGAUUGCUGAGCACAGCCGUUCUGACCUUCCCUUGGUCUGUGAACCCUUCCUUCCUCAGUAUCGCUCUAGUAUCGAGGAAGACACAGCCAGCUUGUCAGGAGAAAGCUUAGAUGGACACCCACAAGCCACAGGAUCAUGCCCGCGGCUUACACCACCCCCCAGCGCCACUCCCGACAUGUUGCUGAGUCUCCCACCCCAUGGUUUUUGGAGCCGUCAUAUCCUGCAGCAGACGCUGAUGGACGAAGGAUUGCGGUUGGCUCGUCUGGUAUCGCAUGAGCGAGCAGGACGGCUCAGCCCUUGCCUCCCUGGAAAGCCCCAGGUGCCAGAGUUUGGAGAAAACCUUCCUGAGCGAUGCCAGCCUCCAGCAGCACAGCCUGAGGCAAGAAGGAACAGCAUUAAAGUGGAACCAGAGACCACCCGGCCAUGACCGGCAGGUGAUUCAGCCACUCAAGUCACCAAGCAAUAAGGUGCCAGCCAGCUCUGGCAGUCCGAGAGACUCCUGCAGGGGAGGGACUGGGGUGCCGUUCUCCACUUCGCUACAAGGAGGCAUACGCUUGGCUUCACUAACUGAAGAAGAGCUACCAUAUUAGCAAAAACAAUCCUGCAUUAUUCACUCGCCUAGUUCUCUUUGGAAAAUGGAGAACCUGCUUGCCUGCCUCCCUAGGCACAAAGUGGGACUGCGUGAAUGGCAAACAUGCAUAACGUCAGAAUCCUGUCAGUUUUCUUUACUUUGAGAGAAAGGGCAUCCUGCCUAUUGCUGAUAGUCGUGAGCUCAGGGAGACCAAAUCUCUGGCUAGUUUGGCCUUGUACAGGGCUAUUUAAAGUCUCUCACCCACAGUCUUUCACACAAGAUGGGGCCUGGGACUAACAUGUACAAAGCCAUGAUUUAAAAAAAGAACAUAAAUACAUUUCGCAACCUUUACAGAAAGGCAUUCCGUUUCUCAGCCAUAACCAUUGAUCUUCCUAAAUGCUCCCCACACUCAGUUCUUUACAGCCACGCACUGACUCAUACAUGCCUCCCACAUGUGUGAUACAACACGUUUUUCCACAGCCCUUCUCUCCCCCCCCUCCGUGUUCGCACAAAAACACACUAGUGACACACAUCCCUGACGUCCACUUAUUAAGAUGUUUCCCUUUCUGUUGUAGAUUUCAUAGGCAAGGCUGAAACCAGUUCUUAACCAGUUCUCACUUCCCUUGAUCUUGACAUGAAAUGGGUAUUUAGUCACUGAUAGUAUGAUAGUGCUGAUCACAGCUUAGCCCUGCUUCAAUGCUCUGAGGUACUUUGCUCCCAAACUGCCCUAUCCUUGGAAGUUCACAGAAAUCAGGAAAAAAGCUACCUUUAAAACAUACUUACUUGUUUUAUUUUGGCCAUUCUGAUGACAAUUACUCUACUGUCUCUGUGCCCCGUUGGUUGCAUUACAGCAGCUAAUUAAUCUUCGUUGUUUACUGGGGUUGUACCAAUGCAGGAAUUAGAACUGACUUCCAGGCCUUUGGGCCUUUAAGCCUCCCCCCAGAGUAAUUUUAUGUGAUUCAUAGAUGGGCCAAAAAGUGGAAAAAGGGUGGGUGGGUUUGCUAUUGGUAAGAGCUCAAUGGAACACCCACCUCUGUCUAUAAUUAUAGCAGUUUCUUCCUCUCCACCUCCCCAGUACCUCAGGCAGUCUCCAGCCCUGGUCUUUCCUGAAGUAAGCAAACUCACACUUUGGGGGCUUGAUUUCUUACUAUACUAACAUAAGUAGGAAAAAAGGACAGUUGAAAAAUCAUCUCUUAGCUCUGAGACAAAAGGUGUGGUGUGAUUUAAUACAGCACCGGUUCUGCCUCUCUAGCCACACACACAAAACACUUUGCUGUGUGGAUCCUCCAUUAUGGAGCAGCUGCAAAAUGUUAGGAAGCGAGCCCCACAAUGCAAACAUAAAAAGUCAGCUUAUAUGGAAACUUCAGAUAGAAAACACCAGACAUUAAUGCUGAUAGUUAAUGGGUGGAAUUGCCCCUGCUAGUUUCCAGUUUGCACUUUGUCCAGCAAAAGUGUGGUACUCAAUUGUUGCUGAAAGAUCUAGUGGCACUUUAAGGUUGCCUUUCUUGAUAUCUUUGAAUAGGAAGGAGUACAGAUGCUUCAGGAGUAUACUACAUCUUGGCCAAAAAUAGCCAAGUACAGUGCCCUUGGAAAAGGUCAGGACCACCUCAGGCUAAAUUACAGCACACAGUAAUCUUCUAUUUCCUGAUUCUGAACAAAGUUCUAUGCAGUGUACAGGGAAGGUGUACCCUCUCUUCUCUGCCUAACAAGUAAAUGACAGGAAGAGGAGGUACUGAACCUCAAAAAAUUGUAGGCAAGAAUGAGUCACCCUAGGCUUCUUGGGCAUAAGGUGAAACAAUUCAGUUUUCAAAAAAAAAGUGGCUAGAGGAGCAGUCUGGGAGCAAACUAUAAUGAAGUAAGCAAUUGCCUGAAAAUAGGUACACAACAAAGGUGGCUCAAGAGCUUGAAAUCUUGUGGAGGCAACAGACAUGCUCACUUGCUAUUGGUCUUAGUCCCUACCCUCUCCCAUAGAGCAUUGAUGUUUUCAUAGAAGAACUACCAUCUUUUCCUUUGUAAUGUGUACAGUAGAUUAUUUAUUUUGUUAUUUUGGAAUAAAGUCUUAUUUUAUGCCUUA